Messenger RNA from Acanthaster planci (crown-of-thorns starfish), 455 nucleotides. RefSeq lists its product as uncharacterized. Lineage: Eukaryota; Metazoa; Echinodermata; Asteroidea; Valvatida; Acanthasteridae. The record is from RefSeq and is a predicted model, not a curated record.
CGGUACUUCGCAUGCGCGGAGCAACAAGCGUUCAUGUCGUGGCGGAAUUUUUGAUAGCGCUGAACUGAGAGCAUGGUUGGAGGCAAUUUAAGGAAACCAAUUGAAAAUGCCUCGACCGAGAAGGUUGGUGAGAGACUGCCUUCAAAGAUGCCUGCAGACUGGCUACCCUUUCCAGUUUGAACAAGAGUUCUUGGACUUCCCAAAAUGGUUGAUGGGAGACACUGUUCUUCUUGGAUGCCUGCAGAAGGGAUACCCUCUCCACUAUGAACAAGAGUUCUUGGACUUCAAAAAUGAACUCCAGGAGUGCCUAGCACAGCAGUCUACCCUCAUCAUGCGGCCAUCGACGGAAGUCUGGGAACCAGAUGAGGUUCUGAAGGAUGAGACAAGAUGGACCUUUGGGCAUCUGACAGAUUUCCAAAAUGAAACGAAUAAAGUUAAAUGAAAUUGACUUACAA